AUGGUUCCCAUGGUGGGGAACAGGGUCUGUAACCAGCGCUACCAGAACUCUUCCACCAACACUGGCCAGAUCAUCAGGGAUGACAUGCUGUGCGCUGGGAGUGAGGGCCAGGACUCCUGCCAGGGAAUCGGGACUCAGAAGCUCCAUGCAGUGGCCCGUGUGGAGAUGAUCACUGAGUCCUGCCUCUCCCCACAGGGUGACUCCGGGGGCCCUGGUGUGCAGCUGGGAAGGCACCUGGGUCCAGGCCCCACCCCAAAGAAGGGAGGCUUCCCCUUGGGCCAGUCUGGCAGGAGGAUAAAGGGGCUCAGAGGGUCCAGGACAGAGGCAGACAGACCUGGCAUGAUGCUGUGGCUGCUGGUCCUGACUCUCCCCUGUCUGGGGGGCUCCGUACCUGUGACCUCAGAUCCUGGCCCAGGGACUGAGCUGGUGGGCAUCGUGGGGGGGCAUGAUGCUUCCAAUGGGGCGUGGCCAUGGCAGGUGGGCCUGUGGGUCUUCUAUGCAAGAAAUUCCAGGUGGAGUCUCGAUUGUGGGGGCUCCCUCAUCCAUCCCCAGUGGGUGCUGACCGCUGCCCAUUGCAUUCCAGGGAGAUACCCAGUGACUCGGCACUUUAAGGUCCAACUAGGACGACUGAGACCCUCAUACAAUGACAGUGUGCAGGUGGCCAGGAUCAUCCGCCACCCCAAGUACAGCCUUAAAGAGGGAGUAUUCGGUGGAGCGGACGUGGCACUUCUCAAACUGGAGGCGCCCGUGCAACCAUCUAACCUCGUUCGGUUGAUCAGCCCCCCGCCAGGCUCCUCCGCAUUCCCCCCAGGCACACGGUGCUGGGUGACUGGCUGGGGUAACAUUGCUUUUCAAGAGCCGCUGCCACCGCCUGAAACUCUGCAGGAAGUGGAGGUCCCCAUCGUGGCGGAUGAGAUCUGUCGGCAGCAAUACCUCAGGUUCGGAAAGGUUAUCCAGGACGACAUGCUGUGUGCCGGGAGCCGGGGCCGGGGCACCUGCCAGGGUGACUCUGGGGGCCCCUUGGUCUGUAAAUGGAGGGGCAUCUGGGUCCAGGUAGGCGUGGUGAGUUGGGGGUACAAGUGCGGUCUUGCCAACUUUCCGACAGUCUAUGCCCGAGUGACAUCCUUCUUGCCUUGGAUCCGCGGUCAUAUUCAUUCCUCUCCUUGAGCCUGGGCCCGGGCAAGGAUGCUGCCCAUGAGAUGAAGACAGGCCCACAGGGUGUCUGGGGGACCCUCCCUGCUCCCUCCAGUGCCAGCUCUUCAUUGCACCUAGCGCCUCCUCCACCCCUCCCCCCACCCCACCUGCUCUGAGAUCCUCCUGCCUCAGCACCUCCAUCAGCCUCUCUCCCCUGACAGGCAAAAGGGAGAGGCGGGAUGUGCUCUGAAGUCC
Messenger RNA from Myotis daubentonii (Daubenton's bat), 1389 nucleotides. RefSeq names its product mastin-like. The record is from RefSeq and is a predicted model, not a curated record. NCBI's taxonomy places the organism in Eukaryota, Metazoa, Chordata, Mammalia, Chiroptera, Vespertilionidae. Gene Ontology annotation, biological process: proteolysis. Gene Ontology annotation, molecular function: serine-type endopeptidase activity.